Austrofundulus limnaeus is the source of this 679-nucleotide messenger RNA. RefSeq lists its product as uncharacterized. Lineage: Eukaryota; Metazoa; Chordata; Actinopteri; Cyprinodontiformes; Rivulidae. The record is from RefSeq and is a predicted model, not a curated record.
CAAGCUGUGGGUGGCGUGCGACGCGCGCUCGAGCUACGCGUGGCGCGUGCAAGCCUACGCGGGCAAACACGACACCGGCGUCGAACGGAACCUGUCGGAGCGCGUGGUCAUGGACCUGACCGAGGGUCUGAGCGCGGGCACCCUCGUGACCACCGACAACUUUUUCACCUCGCCGCGGCUGGCCGAGAGGCUGGCCGGCGAACGCGGCGUSUACCUGCUGGGCACGAUGCGAGCCAACCGCGCCCCGAGAGACCUGCCGCGAGCGCUGCUGCUGAACGCCGACGCGACCCGCUACGCCUUCAAGCGCGACGUCUGCGUCGUGUCGUACGCGCGCCGAGGCGCCAAAAAGAAGAACGUGCUGCUGCUGACGAGCGCGCCCGAGCUGAUGAGGACCGACCACGACGACGACGACAAGCCGCUCGCGCUGCGGCGCUACAACGCUACCAAGGGCGGCGUCGACAACCUCGACAAGGUCACGGCCGCGUACAGCGUGCGCAGGAGAACGCUCCGGUGGCCCAUGGCGCUCUUCCACAACAUCCUCGACGUGUCCGCGUACAACGCGUUCGUGGUGUGGCGCGAACUGCGACCCGACUGGCUGCCGGGCAAACGCGACCGUCGCAGACGGUUCAUGGAACAGCUGGGGCUGGAGCUGACGGAGGCCGCGCGGGGCGGACGAGAA